AGAGAGAGAGAGAGAGAGAGAGAGAGAGAGAGAGAGAGAGAGAGAGAGAGAGAAAGAGAGAGAGAUGUGCGCACUUGUUCACGGCGUAGAGAAACAGAGGUUAUCACAGGUGCAGAGACACAAAGAAGUGCAGGCGCCAGCAUACCCACGCCCUGAGGAGCAGAGAGUAAAAUAUGACCCUCUCCAGUGCCCCACCCCAGCGCAGAGGAAGCACCCCUCUGCCAAUCAAACACCAGCUACGAAGGGCAGGCCGCCGUUACGAGGCCCUUGUGCAGACACCAGGGCUGAGCGCGGCCUGCCCUUCUCCAAUCAGCUUCUGCCCUGCAGGGGAAGAGGCGGUUCUGCCCGCGGGGCAGGAGGGGCCGCUCCGCAUCGCCCUGCUGGGGCAGAACGGGGUGGGAAAGUCCUCCCUCGCUAGCGCCCUCGCCGGGCAGCUCGACAGAACUGCCUCCAUCGACUCUGAGGGAGAGGGCUAUAUUCGCACGGUCACUGUGGAUGAUGAAGAGAGCACCAUCAUCAUCUACGACAACUGGAGACAGGACCUGUCGGCCUUGCAGUGUGAGGUGUGUGUGCUGGUGUUCUCGGUGACGGACAGGCGAAGUUUUCACCGCACCGCUCAGCUCCGUCUCCUCCUGAGGGAGACCCAGCCUCAAACUCCCAUCAUCCUCGUGGGCAACAAGAGCGACCUGGUCAGGACCAGGGAGGUCAGCACUGAGGAGGCCCUGUCCAGCGCGGGGCUGUUCGAGUGCCUGUACCUGGAGCUCUCUGCCUCUCUGGAGCACGGAACGGAGGAGCUGCUGCAGGGGGCCGUGCGGCGGGCCCGGGGGGGCCCCCAGGGGCCAGGGGGGGCCGCCGGGGGCCUGGAGGACCAGCGCAGGGAGAGCCUCACCUCCAAGGCCAAACGCUUCCUGUCCAACCUGGUGCCCCGCUACCCCCGCGAGAGAGAGAGGUUCUACAGGCAGAAAUCACGCUCCUGCCAUGACCUGGGAGCGCUGUGACUGAGAGAGAGAGAGAGAGGAAGAGAGUGAG
Molecule: messenger RNA, 1029 nt
Organism: Conger conger (European conger)
Lineage: Eukaryota; Metazoa; Chordata; Actinopteri; Anguilliformes; Congridae
Product: GTP-binding protein REM 2-like
Exons: 5
Coding region: 174-998 (274 amino acids)
Cellular component (GO): plasma membrane
Molecular function (GO): GTP binding; calcium channel regulator activity; GTPase activity
Source: RefSeq, a predicted model, not a curated record